UCCUACUUAAGCUCAAUCUCGAGCGCUGUCGACAAGGCUUAUGCUUAGGUUUAAUCCAUACAAUACCUACUCUAACUUCAAGAAUUCAGAUAUAUUGAUAUCAAUUGCUUGUAACAUUGCCUUGCUUGAACUUCAAGAUGGCUGCAAUGGAUAGCGCUCACGUCAAGGAGAAAUGCGAUGUCUUGAACAGACUCGAUCUAUAUGCGGAACUUUCGGAUAAGCAGAUGAAGCAAUUCAAGCUGCAAGUGAUAGAAGACGAUUGCCUGCGCCGCUUCUAUCCCGCCAACCUACCGUGCUUACAAGAGAAAUAUAUCCGGCCAGAUGGAACACCGCACCUCUUUGAGGAUGUUCCAUUGGAAAAGAUUAUUGAAACGGCUGAAACCUAUAUCGGAGAAUUGGUCCCUGCUGACAAACGGGCGCAAGUCUUCCGACAAGUGAUGGAUGGUAUAGUAGGUGUCAGCAAGACUCCCUACUGGGAAGCCCCUUUAGUUAGCCACUACUCGACACCAGAGACGCAGUUUUCCCUAUCCAGAGUUUCCUCUGGUGAGAUCAAGACUAAUUCUCAAUUGAUCGAAGACCUAGUUUCGGCCGCUGAUCUAGGGCCCCAGCAAUCUGCUGUCGUCCAUGGACAAAUUGCUUGGUGGGCCGAUCGCUCCGACGAAGAUGUGCCUAACUACUUCGUCCGAGACUACCUCAUGGACUACAUCAAUUGUCAGAUCGAAGAAGACAAGCGAGAGCACGCCCGUAAAUACGUCUUCUCCGAUCUUGGCACGUCAGAAGUGCUAGAGUAUGCUGCAUUAAUGACGAAGAAAAGAGAAGAGUGGGAUCAAAAUUGGAAAAGAGAGGGUAUCAUAGAUGACAUUAUUGGAAAGAGAUGUGUACGGACGAGGAGCGAAGCGAAGCAUAUCUGGGAGCAAGCCGACGUCAUGGGCGAUAUCAAUGUGAACAUUGACUUGACUCCUCGACCUGGUUUCGCCUUCCGUACGCACGACCUACCACUCUCGGGCUCUGUUCUGAGACCGGGCCAGAAGGUCAAGUUUCCGGUAGAGAACAAGUUUGACUGCGGUACCGAAAUCGACCAGGACUGCGAUCAGAUCCGAGCCAUGAUCAAGAUUCUCACUUGCAAUCGCGGCGAAUGGACCUUGGACCAGUUCCGCUUAGCUCUUGGUCAUAUCACCCGUCCCCAGCUGACAUCGUUCCUAGAGAAGCGGGGCCCCAAGAAGGGAGUGUAUUCCCUAUCAUAUCAGCUAGGUUGGAAUUUCUUUAAGCUUCGGGAGAUGCUUGGAUGUCCUCUUGUGAGGAUUGCUCCACCUGGAUCCCCUCAUGGAAAUGGGAACGUGCUCCAAGAGAGGGAUCCUAAUUGUGGGCAGAAGCGACUGAGUACGGGAGAAGAGGGGGAGCAAUCCAAGUUCCAAAGGACUCUAAGCCCGAUUCAUGAGAUCCCGAACACUACCACAUAACGUUGAUGCGUGGGGCACAAUCAAUGAUAGUCUAACCCUUACGAUCCUACCGCUCAGGCCAGAGAGGGCAGAGCAGUGUACUAUAGAUGGGUUCAUCAUAACUGAGUUGUGGAAAGUCUCAUGGUUUCUCAGGGUAGAAUGUAAGUUUUCACAGCUUACCUUAGUUGUGAUAAAUUGAUCACAUGUAACAUAGACCUAGUACCUCAU
This is a messenger RNA of Annulohypoxylon truncatum, 1667 nucleotides long. RefSeq lists its product as uncharacterized. NCBI's taxonomy places the organism in Eukaryota, Fungi, Ascomycota, Sordariomycetes, Xylariales, Hypoxylaceae. The record is from RefSeq and is a predicted model, not a curated record. The coding region runs from base 138 to 1460 and encodes 440 amino acids. The transcript is spliced from 3 exons.